AUGGCAGACGCCCAAGUACACUCUGGCCCCUACGAUGCCAUCCCGGACACGGCCUCGCCCGGCCUGCUCUUCCUCAGAUGCCUGCUGCCGGCCCUCGACUCCCUCGGCCCCUUUGACGCCCGCGGCGGCCAGCCGGACCUCAUCGACUACCUCGCCCCCGGCGCAACCUUUGUCAUGAACGGCGGCCCGCCGCUCCGGGCCGUCGACGUCCUCCAGAUGCUGCCCAAGCGCGCGGGUCGCCUCGCCCGCUUCCACCACGACGUGCGCAUGGCCUGGGACGUGGCCGCGCGCGACGGCUCCGGCCGCCGCACCGUCAUGUACGAGUCCACCAGCAUCUCGACCUUCAAGGACGACCCCGAGGCCGUCGAGGUCCAGGUCGCCGAGUUCAACGUCGUCGAGCUGGUCCCCGUCGCGGACCCCACGACCGGUGAGACGCCGCUCAAGGCCCUUCAGCUGCGUGCCUUUUGGGACGGCGCCCCGGUGACGUCAAGGGCCCAGAUGAUUGCCAAGGAGUAG
This is a messenger RNA of Akanthomyces muscarius, 516 nucleotides long. RefSeq lists its product as uncharacterized. The record is from RefSeq and is a predicted model, not a curated record. The coding region runs from base 1 to 516 and encodes 171 amino acids. NCBI's taxonomy places the organism in Eukaryota, Fungi, Ascomycota, Sordariomycetes, Hypocreales, Cordycipitaceae. The transcript has a single exon.